Messenger RNA from Cadophora gregata, 683 nucleotides. RefSeq lists its product as uncharacterized. The transcript has 3 exons. The coding region runs from base 218 to 589 and encodes 123 amino acids. NCBI's taxonomy places the organism in Eukaryota, Fungi, Ascomycota, Leotiomycetes, Helotiales, Ploettnerulaceae. The record is from RefSeq and is a predicted model, not a curated record.
UGAAGCCCCCGCGUCGCCUUUUCUAUGCAGGUGAGAUGUACCCUUGCUUCCGAGUGGAAGAGCCAACCGUCCCUGAUUGAACCGUGGAUAGAUUCCAUCAUUGUUGUGAAUCAGUGGACCAAAUCAACGACAAUUCUAUCGAGAGCCUCUGAUGCAACUCACUGGUGAUAGAGUUAAUGAAGUUUAAUAGGGCAAUACCACCAUCCAUGAUUAACCGAUGAAUAGAAGCCCCCUCACUGCUCUGGUUCAGACUACUUGCUUGUCCCACCGAUCUUACCUGCCAGAAAAUACUGAGCAUAGAAGGUGCCAAAAUUUCAGAUUUCAAGUUUCAAACGAUGUAGCCAAUGUCAGUAGCUAUGUAUGGCGGCGAAGUCACAUUGUCCAUCACAUCAGAUGGGGUGGCCAAGCGAGCAACCAUCACUUCGUCAUGCUCGCUCGCUGUAAUGAGAAACGAGACCGGGAUGGUGAGAACAAUUGGAGAUUAUUCAAGUACCUAGGGAGCUCUGGAAUAGUCUUGAGGUGCUUGAGAAGUCUUGAGGUGCUGAAGAACAUGAAGUCCGAAACACCUACCUACCUGUACUGCAGGUAGAGGUCAAAGGUCAAGGUCAAUAUAAUAAUGUUGUCGCUUAGAGGGAGCCACAUCCAGCCUCCAGGCCAGCCAGGCACAGGUCAAGGGACAAAAC